This is a messenger RNA of Trichoderma gamsii, 582 nucleotides long. RefSeq names its product 60S ribosomal protein L9. Gene Ontology annotation, biological process: cytoplasmic translation. The record is from RefSeq and is a predicted model, not a curated record. Gene Ontology annotation, molecular function: structural constituent of ribosome; rRNA binding. Lineage: Eukaryota; Fungi; Ascomycota; Sordariomycetes; Hypocreales; Hypocreaceae. Gene Ontology annotation, cellular component: ribosome; cytosolic large ribosomal subunit. The coding region runs from base 1 to 582 and encodes 193 amino acids. The transcript has 4 exons.
AUGAGGUACAUUCACUCCCAGGAGAUUCUGGAAAUUCCAGAGGGCGUCAAGGUCAGCAUCAAGACCCGUAUCGUCACUGUCGAGGGUCCCCGAGGCAAGCUCACCAAGAACCUCGGUCACUUGGCUGUCAACUUCGGUCACCCCAAGAAGAACACCAUCUCCAUCGAGAUCCACCACGGCAACCGUAAAAAUGUUGCCACCCUCCGCACCGUCCGCUCCAUCAUCGAGAACCUGAUCACCGGUGUCACCAAGGGCUUCAAGUACAAGAUGCGAUACGUCUAUGCCCAUUUCCCCAUCAACGUCAACCUGGACAAGAACAAGGAGUCUGGUCUGUUCGAGGUCGAGAUCCGAAACUUCAUUGGCGAGAAGAUUGUCCGACGAGUUACCAUGCACGAGGGUGUCGAUGUCGAGGUCUCCAAGGCCCAGAAGGAUGAGCUCAUCCUGACCGGCAACUCACUCGAGAACGUCUCCCAGAGCGCCGCAGAUAUCCAGCAGAUCUGCCGGGUGCGCAACAAGGAUAUCAGAAAGUUCUUGGACGGUCUGUACGUCUCCGAGAAGGGCAACGUCGUGGAGGAGAACUAA